Molecule: messenger RNA, 1021 nt
Organism: Drosophila erecta
Lineage: Eukaryota; Metazoa; Arthropoda; Insecta; Diptera; Drosophilidae
Gene: Mpv17
Product: mpv17-like protein
Exons: 2
Coding region: 405-938 (177 amino acids)
Cellular component (GO): membrane; cytoplasm
Source: RefSeq, a predicted model, not a curated record
GCUAUAUUUUGAACGUGCCUAGCUGUAAAAAGGUAAAACAAAAAGGCGAGACCUGUCAUAAACAAAAACAAGUGAUACAAAAAAUUGCAUACUAAGGACGUUGAAAUAACUUAAUAGCUACGGAGAAAGGUGUGGUGAGAGUAAUGAAUUAAUUACGAUAUAUAGAUAAAAAAAAGUAGCGAAAAAUGUGUGAUACGAGUAAUAAACGAUAAAUAAAAAAAUACUAAAUAACACAACGUCGAAUACGGUAAUACGGUACUAAAGUUGCCAAUUUUUUAUGUCACUUAAGAAACUUACGCGACACCCUUGCGUUUAAUAGACAACCCUUUAAAACUACACGAACAAUAUUCGCAACAUAAAGUCGUUUUCUCAGUGUUCCGAUUGAAAGCAUUUUGGAUCGGGCAAUGAAAUUAAACGGAUCUCCGAUAAAGAUGAUGAGACUAAAAGCGUAUCUAAAGGAUGGCAUGAAUGCGGCGGCGGUAAUGAGUCUGGGCGACGCUAUAGCCCAGUUCCUUUUCGAUAAGAAACCGUUGGACGAAUUGGAUGCGGGGCGAACUCUUCGAUUCGGCAUUCUUGGACUGGUGUUCGUUGGCCCAGCUUUGCGGCGGUGGUACCUUUUUUUGGAGUCCCGGAUUUCCAAAACUUAUUCGCCAAUGCGACGCGGCGUUACCAAGAUGCUGGUGGACCAGGCCCUCUUUGCGCCACCCUUUACAAUGGCCAUGUCCUUCCUGGUGCCACUGGCCAACGGGGAACCCAUCGACCGAAUACGGCAGCGCAUUCUUGACAGCUACCCCUCUAUUUUGAUCCGCAAUUACAUGCUCUGGCCGGCCGCACAGAUAUUCAACUUCAGGUUUGUGCCGCUGGGCUACCAGGUGCUCUACGCCCAGUUCAUUGCCCUCGUAUGGAACUGUUACCUCUCCCUGAUUCUUAAUAGCUAGGCACUAAGUAUCCCCACCCGCAUUCGUAAUACAGUGUCUAUGUUCCAAUAAAAUACACAUUACAAUGUAUUUAUAACACGUAA